Molecule: messenger RNA, 636 nt
Organism: Schistosoma mattheei
Lineage: Eukaryota; Metazoa; Platyhelminthes; Trematoda; Strigeidida; Schistosomatidae
Source: the annotation of a GenBank genome assembly
AUGUCGGCAGUCUAUCGGGCGGUAAUUGCAGCCGUUGAUAAAAAGGUUCCUGCUCGAAUCAAACCUUUAUGGGAUCAUCCUGCGGGACCUAAAACCAUAUUUUUCUGGGCGCCUACUUUCAAAUGGCUUCUUGUUAUAGCUGGUUUAGCAGAUAUUAACCGACCAGUUCAGAACGUCAGUUUAUAUCAAAGCACAGCGCUUGCAGCAACAGGUCUCAUAUGGUCUCGUGUAAACGCCUUUGUUGCUCUAACUGGAUUAUAUCAACUAGCAAGAAUCGCUCAGUAUAAUGUUUAAAAUCAGGAAGUAAAGACACCAGAAGAUAUACCUUGAAAUAUGUUGAAUUUAGUGUCAAAUACAUUCACAUUUUAUCUUUUUUGCUCACCAACAUUUCCUAGACAAGUGGCUACACAUUACUGUAGUGAACGAGAACUCAUGUUGGGAAAACCAAUUUAUUGUUUGAUGCAAAAUUACACAGUGGCUUAGUAAAAUGUGAAAUACAUCAUUUGCGCAUCUUCUUUGCGUUAUCCUUUCUACACUCCAUUAUCCCUCUAAUCCUGUUGUAAUCACAAUUGCUCUCCGUUUCCCUUCAUGUUCUCUUCAAUUCAAUCUUCUACUGGCAGGCAUUUUACUUCCGAC